CAUGGAUUCGCCGACCAGCAAGGAUGCGAGGACCCGUCCAACGCUGCUUGCAGCUUUAAUUGGUAAUUGAUUUGUCAAUAAAAAAAAAUAAGUUUUUGUUAUUCAUUUCCAGUGUGCUGCUGCGUCCACUAGACGGAAGUGACGAGUCGACUCACUAAAAGCAACGAAGAAGAAGAAGUGAGCAGGCGUCGUUUUCAAAGCUCGUUAACGGUUGUUGUCUUGGUGCCGAGUGUCUGAGCCUGUAAACAAUAAAAGAAGACCAACAAAUAACUUUAAACUUCACCAGAGAUAUUAGCAUGAUGGAUUCACCAUAGCAACGAGCCGGUCUGCGUGCAGAUUUAUUUUCAGUGACCAGAAGCUAAAGAUACAAUGGACAAUCUGGAUUUCUCAGAAGACGAAAUUCAGGAACAACUGGCCAUCCUCGGCUACAAGAACAUACCGAAACACAGGCUGCUUGAAUUUAAGCAAGAUCUUGAUGAACUCAUACGACAUGGAGACUGGAAAAGCCUGGCCUCGUUGCCUCAAAUAAACACCAGAUCUCAGACAGCCACAUCUCAGCCCAGUCCUCCUGCCUAUACCAAAGAAAAAGUUAGUCAAUGCUAUUUUGAAGGCUCUGCUGAAGGAUUUUUCUUACAUGCUGGCAAAACAGACACUGACAGACAGGUAAAACAAGUGCUCACCACCUGUCAGAACAGAGACUAUGGACAGCAGCAGGGAUGCUAUGACUCGUACGCUCAACACUCGGUGGCUCCAAAGCUCCAGCUGCCUCCAGGUGCUCCCAGCAGGCUGCAGGUGGAGCCGAGUCUUGAGGACAGCCUGCACUCAACACUGUUCGACAGCUACACAUCUUCCCCAGACACCCAGGGGAGACGCUUCAUCAAAAGAAAAGUCUUGAGGAAACAUAAAGGGCAGUCGCUUGUCUGUGAUGAAUCCGUCUACAGCGAAGACUCAGACGUGGCGAGCUGUCUGGAAGAACAACUGGCUGAUCUUCAUUUAUCCACAGCAGCUCAACGGGAGACUGAGGCAGAAAAUGAAGAUCGAAGCGAUCAGAGCGACUCCCAGAGCUCUGAGAGUGACGCCAUCUCUUUGAGUGCUUUUGAAUCCUACAUUAGAGGGAUGACUCAGACUCAGAGUGAUGCUGCCUUCAGGCCCAAACCCAAAUCCUUCAUCCGGCCAGUGAUGAGUCAACCGUCCAUUAAGAAGACUGACCCAGUGUCCAAGUAUUUCGAAUACAAACAAUUUUGGGAAAUGUUCAAACUUCCAGGAGAGAAGGACAGGAGAGCUCUCCGCUGGGAGAUAAAGGAACAACUGGCAUACCAGCCUCCACCACCUAAACCUCGGAGAGUUUAUCUGCCCAACACCUACGUUGUGCCUACUGAGAAGAAGCGCUCGGCGCUCCGCUGGGAGAUCAGGAACGAUUUAGCCAACGGGCUCCUUCCCCACAAGUUCAAUUAUCGAUUUUAGGCCUUACACUCUGCACACUCUUUUUGUAGUCAUUUUUAUUAAAAUUUUGCAGUUUUCUAUUAAUAGAAUUAUUUAUUAAUGACUUUUUUGUUGUUAUACAUAAUAAACACAAAAAAACAUUUGGCCCCACUCAUUUCUUCUAGGGGAAAUCUGAGUAGGGCAGUUUAAACGGGUACAGAGGUGUGUAACGUUGGUCGUGCCAAAGCAGCUUGUCCUCCAGAAACUUGACUGUUUCCAGAGUGAGGACGAUGGCUUCAUGUUUCAGCAUGCUGUGGACGUUCAAACCUGGCAGAGUAAAAAGACAAGUGUCAGAAGCCGUGCGGAGAUACUCACACAUCGACUAUUAACAACGACUCUCCCCAGUGUCUGUGUCUGAUGAGGUCCAGCAGGUACUGAGAGUCUGGUGUGGGGAUGUUCAGGGAGUCCACGAUGUGAAGAUAUUCCUGCAGGAACAAGCAGCUCAAAUCAGAAGAAAAAAGGAUUUACAGAAGUAAGUGUCCUGAAAGAUGCAGCUCAGAAACGCUCCCCGUUACCUCGGAGGCACUGCAAAGACGUCGGGGUGGAGCUGAGUCAGACCCAGCGGCUCGCUGUCCUGCUUCUCCAGAGUCUCCACCCACGUCUGCAGCGGACUCAGGUGAGCAGGAACGACGGCAUCACACUUUCUCAGCAGAGGCAGCGAGCAGUCGGCAGGAGGACGAGGACGUUCUGAGGGACACAAGAGGCCAGUCAGAGGUGGACAUUGACUCGUAACACGAAGGAUUCAAUGACAACCAUGUACACUACCAUUCAAAAGUUUGGGGUCACCCAGACAAUGUCACGUUUUCCAUGAAAACUCUCACGUUUAUUCAUGUGCUAACAUAACUGCACAAGGGUUUUCUAAUCAUCAAUUAGCCUUUCAACACCAUUAUCUAACACAAUGUAGCAUUAGAACACAGGAGUGAUGGUUGCUGGAAAUGUUCCUCUGUACCCCUAUGGAGAUAUUCCAUUAAAAAUCAGCCGUUUCCAGCUAGAAUAGUCAUUUAGCACAUUAACAAUGUCUAGACUGGAUUCAUCAUUCAUUUAAUGUUAUCUUCAUUGAAAAAAAACUGCCUUUCGUUCAAAAAUAAGGACAUUUCUAAGUGACCCCAAACUUCUAGUGUAUGUUAUCGUAAGGCACUUCUAAUAUCCCAAUAAGACUUUACAAAAUAUACAGAGAGAAACUCAAGAAAUGUCAAGUAAAAAACAGCUUUUCUUUCAAAAUUAAAGACAUUUCUAAAUGACCCCAAACUUUUGAACGGUAGUGUAGAUGCCACAUCCACAGUAAAACUGAUGACAUAACAUCUAACGCUCUGGAUGAUAAAUGAAUGUAAAUGUUAACAAAAAUGCAGGUUUAUUUUAUUUUAAAUACAACAUUUCCAUAACCACGUUCUACCACAAGUUUCAGACUCACUUAAUCUGGCAGGAUCCACCAGGUUGGUGGGCAGCAGUAAAUUUGGAGGCAGAGCGCUUUCCCCAGAGAACGAUGAGGCGAACUGUGGAGGAGAAACAACUUGAGAAUGAUUGAAAUGACUGAAAAAAGAAACGCACAAAACAAAAACAAUAACAGGCUGAUAUCUGUAAAAGAAGCUCAGAAUAUGACAUUAAUCAAGCUCACUAGUUUCACCUUUUAGCUGGAUAAAUCAUGACAAUACAACAGAAAAUAAACCGGCUUUACACUGUUUUAGAUUUGAGCUGUUAAAAUAAUGACACCAGCAGGAGUGAAGUAUGAGAGUCAUACAGUAUGUUGCUUUUUAUUUUUUGUCUGAAACUCAAAAGCCACAAAUAGUCAACUAAGAAAUGCAGCGAGCAUUUUUAUUCUAUAACCUGAAGCCGGCAAAUGUUUUUUUUUAACUUUCAAACACUUAAAUUAGGAUUUGAUUAAUCAAGUGAUGAACUGACAAAGUGAAGUGGCAGCUAUUUGGAUAAACGACGGCAGAUUUAAGGCUUUAUCAAGAAAAAACUCCAAAAAUGGUUGCAGAUUCUCCUUUAGUUGUGAACUGAAUAUCUGGAAACGUUACCCUCAGCUCUUGGAAAUUGUACUUUUUUUAAAAACCAUUUUGGGGAAACUUCAUAGACUGAAUUCAGUGGUUUAGUAUGGAACUUUCUGGAAAAAAUCCUUAGUGAGUCAUCCUGUAAUAGUCUGAAAUGUUUUUUAGUUUGAGGUUUUAUUGAUUAAUCUGUCAAUUAUUGCUUUAAUUAGCUGUUACGACAUAAAACAAUCAAAGUAUCUGAUUGUUCAAAGUUCUCAAGUGAAUAAUUUCUUUCCUUAUGUUGCUUUUACAUGACUGUGAAUCUAAUCUUUUUAAGCUUUAGACAGCUGACUGGACUAAAUAGGACAUCUGAAGACCUCACAGUGGAAUGCAGGAUGAUGAGUGCUUUUCACAAUUUUUUAAAACUGAUUGUAGCAAAAACCACCAAAUAUUUUACCAUCACUAUGCACAGACUAACCUCACUGUGUUAUUAGGUGACUAUAUGGUCUCGACCAGCACUGAGCGGGUGCCAAACUUUCCCCAAAUACACGACCGUUCAAAAGUCUGGGGUCACCCAGGCAAUUUCAUGUUUUCCAUGAAAACUCACACUUUUAUUCAUGUGCUAACAUAACUGCACAAGGGUUUUCUAAUCAUCAAUCAGCCUUUCAACACCAUUAGCUAACACAAUGUAGCAUCAGAACACAGGAGUGAUGGUUGCUGGAAAUGUUCCUCUGUACCUCUAUGUAGAUAUUCCAUUAAAAAUCAGCUGUUUCCAGCUAGAAUAGUCAUUUACCACAUUAACAAUGUCUAGACUGGAUUUAUCAUUCAUUUAAUGUUAUCUUCAUUGAAAAGAAAACUGCUUCUCUUUCAAAAAUAAGGACAUUUCUAAGUGAGCCCAAAUGUUUGAACGGUAGUGUAAUAAAUAAAAAGAGGUAAAACUGAAAAUAAAUCUUUUUGAACUCAAAGAGCAUUAAACUACUAAAACUGGUCUGUUGUUGGUCACCCUGGCGGAAGUGGUGGAGCAGAGGAUGCUGACCAAAGAUCAAAUAUCACAGAGAACACCUCCCACCCCCUCCAUAAAACUGUGGACAAUCUGAGGAGCAGCUUCAGCAGCAGACUGAUACGACCCCGCUGCUCCGAGGAACGUUACAGGAGGUCACUCCAUUAUUCCACAGCAAUGAGACUUUUCAGUCCAUCUGUGUCUGGCAGAUCACAAAAGGACUUUGUCACUUUACCUGCUAAUGAAACCACUUUACAUUCCAAAUGUAAAAACUGAAAAACACUCAUGAUCCUGCAUUCCAGUGUGAAGUCUUCAGAUGUCCCAUUGUUUUUAGUAUACCGUUUACAUCUUCCCCGUGUGUUGACUUAUUUUAUUUUUUUUAGACACUCUACACACUUUUGACACUUCACACAAACACUUUUAGACACAUUUUACUUAUGUAAUAUUUUUUAUUUCUAUUUUGCUACUAACCUCUGUGUAUUUGUGCAUACUCAACUAACCUUUGUUUAAUGUUUAUUGUACUCUGGCAAAAUAAUUUCCUCCGGCAUGAAUAAAGUAGAUUUUAUCCAUCAUUCAUUAUAUCUUUAAACGUAUCUGCACCUACUUAUGUCAUGUGCACAUUGCUGUAUCACUCUUGUAUAUUCUGUUGAAUUUUUCCUAUAUUAUAUCUUAUAUAUUUUAUAUUUUAUUUGACUUUAACCUCCCUUGUGUUGUCUUAUUGUGUUCCCCUUUAUUGAAUAUCCAUGCUGCUGUAUUUAACUGCAGUCAUCUAGGUUUACGUCUAAACAUUACAGAUGACAAAUGGAGUCUGAGAAGCUAUCAUCACCCGAGACUUCAACAGAUGUCUUCACACAGGUGGAAGCUGAAUUAGUGAGGAUGACUCCUGCUCUGGGGCUGCACAGUGGUGUAGUGGUUAGCACUUUCGCCUUACAGCGAGAAGAUCCCUGGUUCGCGUCCCGGCUUUCCCGGGAUCUUUCUGCAUGGAGUUUGCAUGUUCUCCCUGUGCAUGCGUGGGUUUUCUCCGGGUACUCCGGCUUCCUCCCACAGUCCAAAAAUAUGCUGAGGUUAAUUGAUUAUUCUAAAUUGCCCGUAGGUGUGAAUGUGAGAGUGAUUGUUUGUCUUUGUAUGUAGCCCUGCGACAGACUGGCGACCUGUCUAGGGUGUCCCCUGUCUUCGCCCGAGUCAGCUGUGAUAGACUCCAGCCCCCCCCCACCCCCCACCCCCGCGACCCUAGUGAGGAUUAAGCGGUGUAUAGAUAAUGGAUGGAUGGAUGGAUGGACUCCUGUUCCUGUCAUCUCUAAGCUCCUCACACAUCUUUACCUGCACAUGAGGAAAAUCACUCCUGUAGAAUGCAGUGGUUCAUCAGAACCUCUGGGGAUGUCCUGUGGAUUCUGUGGAUCCUGUGGGUUGCAGGGUGGAUCCUACCUAGACCAGGCUGAUCCUGGACCAUCCCACAGAUGCUCAGUCAGAUCUGGAUGUGGAGAGUGUGGAACCCAGAUGUUCAGAGGGAGAUGAUGCCACAUCUGGUCCAGCUGAUGGAAGGUCUUGAAGUUCUCUGACUGGCCUCGACUGAAGAUGGUCGUCUCACUGGAUUUAAGGUUCAGAUGCUCAGUAACAAACUCCACCAAUGUGCCAACAGGGAAGCUUUAGGUUCAUUAAAUGUUGCUAUGAAGGUUUCGCUGUUUUUCUUUGUGAAUGUAAUGUGCUCCAACUGAAACUUGAAUUAGAACUUAGAAGUAAAUCCUUCCAUCUGAAAGGAUUUAGUUGCAUUAAUAACCUCAUAACAUUCUAAUUUUUAUUCCAGUCUUGGUUGGAAAUAGAAUCUCUGUAUUGAUUCAGGUAAAAACUGAACUUCACACCAUGUUGAAGCAAAACAACCAGAUGAAAACUGUGAUGGUGUUGGAUUGUCCGACCGUAAUGUUGCAGCUCAAAGCAGCUUUUCUAGCUCAGUUCAUUCUGACAUUCAGCUAUGAAUCAACACAGCAGAUGGUGAUCCAUGCUGUGGAAGUCUCACAUCUCCUGAUUUAAUGGAGCUGCUUUGCACUUUUUACACUGUUUAUUCACCAACACUUUAUUUAAUAAAAGUCCCAUCUAGUUUUUAUGAGGAAUGUGAUGUUUUAAUUUCUCUGAAUAACUUGCAGUCUAAUGGAACAGCUGGAGUUGUAACAUCUGUCCUGAUAUUGAUCAUGAAGUAUUGAUCAGAAUACUUAUGGUCAGCAGUCAUCCCUGAAGUUUUACAUUAAAAUCUUUACUUGUGUUGUGAACUUUGGUAAGAAGCAGAAACGUUAGCGUUGCCAUGGAUACAUGAGUGUUAAAUUCUGUCCAUGUUUCCAUUUUGGGAAAUGCAGUCCAGUUCCAGAAUGUGGAGGAAUUUAGUCUCACAAUCACAGACAACAAAUAUUAUCUGAAAGUCGGGUUAUUGUUGUUUAUCAGCACAAUACAAAAAGAUUAAUGUUAGAAAUAUUCCAGUUAAGACUCUAGAAUAUCAUGAUUUAUGUAAAUUUACCUCAAUAAUAUGAAUGUUCAGGUUAAGAUUGUACAGUGAUAUUUAUUAUGCAAGUUUAGCUGAUUAAAGUUUGACUGUACUAAAAUAUUAUUUAAAUUGACAUCAUUAUUAUAAUAUUCAGGGUCAGACCCUACAGUAUUGAGAUUAAGAAAUCAAAUAUUCUAUAAAAUGUAAAUACACUGAACUCAUAUGGAUAUAUUUAAGUGAGACUCUACAAUAUUAUUUGACACAAAUCUAUCUAAAUCAAAAUUUUAAUAAUUUUCACGCCAAACAUUUACUGGACUGAUUUAAAUAUUAAAAUCACUCCUUUCUAAUCCUCUGCUGUACGUUCAAACCUGAGGCCUUAAACAGAAACACACAAGUAUCUGAUUGAAGGAACUUCUGCAGAGUCCUGGUUCCAGAACAUGAUGAUAGAAUUAUAGACAAACUUUAACAAAAGCUGCCUGAGAGUUUACAGGUUUUUAUGUUGGAUUUCUUCAGUAAUUUAAUGAGCGUUAUCAGCAAUAAUCAAGUAUUCAUUUGAUGAAGUUCAUUUCCUAAAACAUCCAGAAUUGGAGCUCAUAUCUUUGGCAGCUGUAAAGUUUCUACUCCUUCAAAGUUCACAACACAAUGAAUGAAUUCCUAAAACACUCUCAAUGCUGCAGAGCGUUUGUGAUGCUGAAGCAGUGACCAGUUUUUCUGUUUCUUCUCUGGAGAUGCACAAUGAGGGACGUCUGCAGUGACUGAGAAGGAGUCUCACCACAUCCUGACAUGAGGAAAAAGACUUUAUUGAAGACUACAAUGAGAAAAACUAUCAGACAGCAGACGGCUGCAUUCAAGGUGAGCUCUGAACAUUUGAUCUGGAACAGGAAUUCAAUAACGGCAGCAUGAGCUUCAUUUCACUCUGUAGCUGCUGAAUUCAUGGAUGAAUCAUCUGGCACUAGAGAAGAAGACCAUCAAACAUCCACGUCAGCUGAUGGAGGUCCAAGAGUCUCACCGAACAACCAACCUACAGAGUGAAAACCUCGAAUCUGAUUGGACGGCCUCCUAUUCAGCCACAUGUGUGAACAAAUGCCUCUAAGCUGAUUUGUUUUCUAAAAUAAAUCUAGUUUGAGUCCUAA
Molecule: messenger RNA, 8058 nt
Organism: Amphiprion ocellaris (clown anemonefish)
Lineage: Eukaryota; Metazoa; Chordata; Actinopteri; Pomacentridae
Gene: hyls1
Product: HYLS1 centriolar and ciliogenesis associated
Exons: 17
Coding region: 370-1464 (364 amino acids)
Biological process (GO): cilium assembly
Cellular component (GO): non-motile cilium; centriole
Source: RefSeq, a predicted model, not a curated record